AAGCCUCAGCGAAGAGGAAGAAGACUGUGAGACGUGACGGUGAUAACGUCCACUAUUAUUAAAGUGUCAGGUCGAGGAGCGAACCGUCUCCUGAGCAGGUCGGUGUGUGAGCAGUCAACACCUGAAGGAAACACCGGAGCAGCUGGUAAAGUGCUGACACAGCGAGCAGUUUGAGAAACAGAGCUACAAAACAGCUUGUUGUCAAGUCUGCGCCUGCUUUAGCAUCCAGUGACGCCCCUUUAUUAGCACAGAGAGCUAACAUAGCGCCAAUUAACGCUACUAACAUUAAGUCGCUGUCACGUUAGUAACUAGCUAGAUAUUUGACCAGCCGAGGGGCCAGGAUGCAAGAGGAUUACCUGUGAAGAAAGACCUUCAUCCACGUGCCAUGUCUUUGGUUUUCUCCCGACCCAACACUAACACAGUCCACGGCAAGAAGGAUAAGAGACUGAUGGCGGAAGUGAAUGCAUCUCCACUCAAGCAUUUUGUCACAGCGAAGAAGAAGAUCAACGGGAUCUUUGAACAGUUGGGGGCCUACAUCAAGGAGAGCACAUCCUUUCUAGAUGACACUUACAAAAAUGAAGAACUGGACCCGGUCACCACGGAGGAGCAGGUUCAGGAGGUCCGAGGUUACCUGGCCAAGGUGUCGGGGAUUGGGGAAGUGCUUGCCCGCAGGCAUAUGAAGGUGGUCUUCUUUGGGAGGACCAGCAAUGGGAAGAGCUCAGUGAUCAAUGCUAUGCUGUGUGACAAGGUGCUGCCGUCUGGAAUAGGACACACCACCAACUGCUUCCUGAGGGUGGAGGGAACAGAUGGCAAUGAGGCCUUCCUCCUCACUGAAGGCUCUGAGGAAAGGAAGAGCAUAAAGACGGUGAACCAGCUGGCCCACGCUCUCCACCAGGAUGAGGACCUGGAUGCUGGCAGUUUGGUCUGUGUCAUGUGGCCUAAAGCCAAGUGUGCUCUGCUUAGGGAUGAUCUGGUGUUGGUGGACAGCCCAGGUAUCGAUGUGACCACAGAACUGGACAGCUGGAUCGACAACUUUUGCCUGGAUGCUGAUGUAUUUGUUCUGGUGGCAAACUCUGAGUCCACACUGAUGCAGACGGAGAAGUCCUUCUUUCACAAGGUCAAUGAGCGGCUCUCCAGUCCCAACAUUUUCAUCCUCAACAACCGCUGGGAUGCUUCAGCCUCAGAACCUGAAUACAUGGAGGAGGUUCGCAGGCAGCACAUGGACCGCUGCACCAACUUCCUGGUGGAGGAACUGGGCGUGGUGGACCGAGGCCAGGCCAGUGACCGCAUCUUCUUUGUCUCUGCCAAGGAGGUCCUUCAGGCCCGUGUGCAGAAGGCUCAGGGAAUGCCUGAAGCAGGUGGAGCUCUUGCAGAGGGAUUUCAAGCCAGAAUGUUUGAGUUCCAGAACUUUGAGCGGCGAUUUGAGGAGUGUAUCUCACAGUCAGCGGUGAAGACAAAGUUUGAGCAGCACACAGUGAGGGCCAAGCAGAUCUCUGAAGCCCUGCGCCGCAUCAUGGAUUCUGUUCACAUUGCUGCACAAGAGCAGAGGGUCUACUGCCUUGAGACCAAAGAGGACCGUCAGGACCGAUUGGAGUUUAUAGACAAGCAGUUGGACUUGUUGACCAUGGACUGUAAGGCCAAAAUCAAGAAGAUUACUGAGGAGGUGGAGAGACAGGUGUCCAACGCUAUGUCGGAGGAAAUCAGGAAGCUCAGUGUGCUGGUGGAUGACUUCCACAUUGACUUCCACCCAUCACAAGUGGUGCUCAAGGUCUACAAGAACGAGCUCCACCGGCACAUAGAGGAGGGUCUGGGCAAGAACAUGUCAGAGAGGUGCUCCACCUCCAUCACCAGCUCCCUGCAGGCCACACAGACCGACAUGAUCGAGGGACUGAAGCCUCUGCUGCCCAACCCCGUGAGAGAGCAGGUAGACAAGCUGGUUCCUCGUCAGUGCUUCAGCCUCAGCUAUGACCUGGCCUGUGACAAGCUCUGCAGUGACUUUCAGGAGGACAUUAGCUUCCACUUCUCUCUGGGCUGGACCAUGCUGGUCAACCGCUUCCUGGGGCCCAAGAACACCCGGCGGGCCCUCAUGGGCUACAAUGACCAGGUCCCGAGGCCCAUGGCCCUGACUCCAGUCAGCACCAGCAUGCCUCCUUUUCCACAAAGCUCCAUGACCCAGGAGGAGCUUAUGGUCUCCAUGGUGACUGGCCUUGCCUCCCUUACCUCCCGUACAUCCAUGGGUGUCCUUGUGGUCGGUGGUGUGAUCUGGAAGGCGGUUGGCUGGCGGCUGAUUGCCCUGUCAGUGGGUCUCUACGGACUCCUCUACAUCUAUGAGCGGCUCACCUGGACCACCAAGGCCAAGGAGAGAGCCUUCAAGAGGCAGUUUGUGGACUAUGCCAGUGAAAAACUGCAGCUCAUCGUCAGCUACACUGGAUCCAACUGCAGCCACCAAGUCCAGCAGGAGUUGGCAGGUGUGUUCGCUCAGCUCUGCCAGCAGGUAGAUGUCACUCGACAGAACCUUGAGGAUGAGAUCACUGACAUGAACAGCAAGAUCGAGCUGCUUGACGGCCUACAGAGCAAGGCUAAGCUGCUGCGGAACAAGGCGGGCUGGCUGGACAGCGAGCUCAACAUGUUCACCCAGCAGUACCUCCACCACAGCAAGUAACCCGCACACAGCAUCCACCUCAGAUACUAACAGCACUAGAGGAACAUCUGGCACACCUGCUGAAGCUUCCCCUCUACAUCAUACACUUCUGUAUUCUGAAGUUAACGAGAGGAAACACUCCAAUGUUGUGUACAGAAGAGGAGAAACAUAAGGGAAUAUCUGCUGUGAGUGGAAGCACUUACUGGGUGGCUGUCAUAUGGAGAUGUGGACCUGGGCUCAGGGUGGGAGACCUGUGGUCUACACAACAGAAAAGUUAAAAAAGAGAAAUAAAAGAUAAUAUAAAAAGAAUAAAAGAAAAUAAAUAAAAAAUAAAUCUGCUAUUAAAUUUAAGCGACAUGAAGUGAAGAGGUUUAACCACGCUCCUUGUUAUCCUUGUUCCUUCAAAUUCAGUUUGACUCCUGAUAAACUUGCACUGGCAUGUCAGAAACUCAACACUGUCCUUUAAAUCUGGUUCCAGUUAAUUCUGCCACAUGGGACUUGUGUAGACUUGAUUUUGUAUAUACAUUUUAAAGAAGGGACGUGUGCCGUGCAGCAGUAAACGGCAGUCCACAUGACGGAUUGGAAGAAAGUGUCUUAUGUCAGGCGGAUAAUGCAACAUAAUUUAUUCCUCCAGUUGUUUGUAAAAUGAAAUGUAGCCUUUUUUUUGCAAAUGAAGCUGUCAGAAAUGAUCAGCUGCCACUGAGAAAGAAAAUAUUAUAUUAACAUCGUGACAAUUUUCAAUCAAAGUAACAAGAAGGAAAAUGGCUUUCCACUCUGAAGUCUUCAUUCUAUGGGCACUAAGUAGAAGUGAUGUUAACUCUACACAGACAUCAGGAGGUUUCUGAGAUCACAUCCCUUCACCCUAUAUGUGCAUUUACUUCAUUGUUCCUUAGUUUUUGUGAGGAUUUAUUGUUUGGGUUGUGAAGUAACUGACUAGAUUUUAGCAUAUUAUAACUUAAAGGAGAAAAUGUUAAAUUCUUCCAUGUUAAUUUAAAGAGUAAGGAGGAUAUAGUGCAUUUUAAGGGACAAUAUUCAGCAUCAACACUGGAUCUCUGUGGCUCAGAGAAAUAAGAUGAUCAGGCUUUGGAUAUAUGUAGACAAAAUACUUCACACUACCUGAUUUUUCUUUCUUCACAUAUCUUGUGAACCCUCAUUCCCCCAAACCAAAAGUUAGAGAACACGGGGCCUCAUGCCUGAAUAUGUUCUUAUUUUUUCUCUUAUAUGUGUUCUUGCACACAGCAAUAAGAGGAAGAUCUUCUCACCCCGCUGAAAUUGUUGAUAAAUCCCAUUUGGUCUUUAAGAUUUGGAUUUAUAGAUUUGGAUGGGCAUGCCGGGAACCUUUUUCAUAGGAAAAAGCCCUAAUAGUGCCCUGGGGUGAGGGCUCACUAUGGUGCAUUGCAACAUUGUGCAGAACACCUUUUCAGGUGUGUAUAAAAGCUGGCCACUGCUGUGUCUAAUAUCUAUAUUUAGUUUAUUUACAGUGCACUUCACCAGUGUGUGCACGCCAGUUUCUAGUUUUCACCUAAAAUAAAAGUUGGGUUUAUAUUGAAAGGUAAUACUGCAGGCUUAAUUUAGUUGUCAUUUGGCCUUCCACCUAAUCCUCUUUUAUAGGUGUAAACAUUUAAAAAUGUGAAAUACUUGGAGAAUUUCUCUUCUGUGUUUUCGGAAAAGUAAUUAAUAUUUCACAGCUUUAAAAUAAUGAAGAUGGCUUUUAUGUGGUCCGGGGGCACUGAUAAAUGUUGAUCUUACCUAAGAAGUACCUGGAAAUAUGCAAGUGUUGAUGAAUGCCACAAAAGUUCUUAAAUUGUGCUAAUGUACAAUUUAAGAUCAAAUCUGUGUGUUGACACGAUUCAUGCAUGAGGCCCAAUGUUGUUUAUGUGAGAUGUUAGCACUGUUAAUGGCUGCCUCAGUGUCUUGUGUCAUCGCUAAUCAGACCUUCUCUUUGUACAUAUUAACAUUUUUGUCUUUUUGUUACUGCAGAGCAUUUACCUGCUCUCUCUGCUUCUGUUAAUAUCAUACAUGGUUUCACUAACAGAAGGAGGAAUCUGAACUACAUGAUGCAGCAUGGAGGAGUGGCCAAAUCUAGCAGCAGCCCCGCUUUUGAAAUGGAAUUGUACUCUUGGGCUCUAAAAUGUGUAUAUAAUGUAAUUUAAUAAUUUGCCUUUCAAUUUGAAACGAUGGGGAAAUGCUGAAGGAGAGUGGAUGUGCCUGAGUUGGUCCAGGAUGUUACAGUCUUGCUGUAUUUAAAGCCAUACACUGUAUGUUGCCAAGUGAGCAGGAAGGCUGCUGUCCAAAACUUUGUUCAGAGGGAGAUAUGCACUUUAUAAUUGUGUUGCUUUUUGAAUCCUUUUUUUUUUUUUCAACAAUGUUUGUCUUUGUUUGUUUUCCCCCAAAUCCACUCAACACUCCACAGUAGUUGUGUUGGCUUCAGAGAGGUGAAAGUAUCUGCACGCAAUGGAUAUUUUAGUUUGUUGUCCGAUUAAAAUGUACAAAUCUAUGAAUAUAAAAUAAAGGUGAUGUAAAAGAACAAACAAACAAAACUCUGUCUGUUGAACAUUUUUGCAACAAAUUCUGACUAAACCUCCUCAGCGAGGGUGUGCAGGUGUUGACGGGUGUUAAGCUUUUAUUGUUCUGAAGCUUUCAACCCUCAUUGAGUUAAGUUUGCUCAGUUGUUGGGGUGCCCCGUGUCAUUUUUUUUUAAAAUGCAUGAGAAAUGAGUGAAAUAUAAGACAAUAAUAAGAAUAGAUUUUUGGCUCAGGCUGACUCGAGGCUGGAGAGGACAACCGACUGACCUUAGUGAAGCUUUCACCUGUCUAUUUCAUCAUCAUACUGAGGGGCCACCUUUCACCUACUCAUCAAUUCAUCCAGUCACCAUCUGAGCUGAAGAAUAGUUUAACAUCACUUCUAUUCUCUCUCUGUGCUGUUGUCCCUCUCCACCACUGCCCAUGCCAAGGUCCCAUCUAUUGGCCCAUGGGGGAUCUCUGAAUGGCUCCAGUGUUUCUCCUACAUUCUGAAUUAAGUGUGCCGCUGCUGAAAUUUCACAUGAUCAUUCAUUUUCAAUGCUAGCUAAACUAAUGAUUUCUACUAGCACUGUGUGAGCACAACAACACACAACGUUAAUUUUGACUUGUUUUGAGUCAUCAACAGGCGCAUCAAAUCCUGCCGGACCCUCUUAGGACAUCAGCGUAAAGUAACGUUCAAGCUUAUACACGGUCUAUAUAGUGAGUAGCGCAGGUAACGUAACGUAACAGCGUAGCUCCUGAGGGCAAUGAGCAGCAGUGUUGCCAACUGAGUUACUUUGUUGCUAGAUUUAGCGACUUUUCAGACUCCCUAGCGACA
Messenger RNA from Centropristis striata (black sea bass), 5980 nucleotides. It is a transcript of the gene mfn2, whose product is annotated as mitofusin 2. The record is from RefSeq and is a predicted model, not a curated record. Gene Ontology annotation, biological process: mitochondrial fusion; mitochondrion localization. NCBI's taxonomy places the organism in Eukaryota, Metazoa, Chordata, Actinopteri, Perciformes, Serranidae. The transcript has 18 exons. Gene Ontology annotation, cellular component: mitochondrial outer membrane. The coding region runs from base 386 to 2662 and encodes 758 amino acids. Gene Ontology annotation, molecular function: GTP binding; GTPase activity.